Messenger RNA from Striga asiatica, 345 nucleotides. NCBI's taxonomy places the organism in Eukaryota, Viridiplantae, Streptophyta, Magnoliopsida, Lamiales, Orobanchaceae. The record is from the annotation of a GenBank genome assembly.
AUGCAGUUUCUCUCCGAUGCUGCCGAAGGCUGCUGGAUCGACGCGGCUCUCCCACUGACGAUUCCGGCGGGAUCUUGUGGGCUAGUUGCCGGAUCUUGUGGUCAGUGGUGGUGUCGGGAGGGACGAGUGUCUGUGGAUGGGUCGGGGCUCUGGCGGUUACGACGAAUUUGGCUGUGGCGGUCAGAGCUUGGGACUUUGCCGCUACAACUCGGAAUCCUCAAUUGCGAUCGUCUCCGGCUUCUUGGGUGGCCUCUAAAAGAUGGUGAUCAUGGAACAUACCUUGAAAGCCGUGAUCUUAAAUACAGUUCCAAGUCGACGGAUGUUUCGAGAUGGGAUAUCGAAUAA